This is a messenger RNA of Seriola aureovittata, 4431 nucleotides long. RefSeq names its product rap guanine nucleotide exchange factor 5-like. The record is from RefSeq and is a predicted model, not a curated record. The coding region runs from base 345 to 2216 and encodes 623 amino acids. Gene Ontology annotation, biological process: Ras protein signal transduction; positive regulation of GTPase activity. Gene Ontology annotation, cellular component: plasma membrane. Gene Ontology annotation, molecular function: guanyl-nucleotide exchange factor activity. The transcript is spliced from 18 exons. Lineage: Eukaryota; Metazoa; Chordata; Actinopteri; Carangiformes; Carangidae.
GAGAGGAACUCUGUCAUUCACUCUCAGUAAAGCCAAACACACAGAAAGGUACCUAGAGUUCCAAGCUGGUCAAGUUUUUUUCUGCGUGAGCCUCUCUGCUAUAGAGCUGAACAAGGCGUACAGUGACUGGGAUUUACGUAUACUGGCUGUAGGGAAAGAAGACUUUUUACCUCAGACAGCACACAUAGAAACACACAUUAUACAUACAUUCAUUUUUUAACUUCUCACCUCCUCUCACACUUUUUGAGAGUAGUGUGAACUCACAGCCCGGCAUCCUGCUGUUUUGCUCGGUGGAGUAGUUUGUUAAUCUUUGAUUGAUACAGCCAGUAGUUGUUGAGCCGGCAAUGUCGUGGGACUGUGGCCUGAGGUAUAUGUUCUCUGUGCCCCCUGCGCUGCAGCAGGGGAGCAUGUGCAUCUUGCAUGACAAGGAGGACCUGUCCAGGCUGGAGAUGGUCCAGAGACUGGCCAAGGAUGGAUGCCGCUUCCUGCAGAGCCACAGCAAGGGCCCAGAGAAGACCUGCGAGCCCCAGAGUGACGAGGCAGUCCGCGUGUGUCUGAGGGAAAGGGGCCACGAUGUGCUGGUUCUCCAGAGAGUGUCGUCAGAGCGGCCAGCCCUCUCUGCAUCGGCGAGGGGAGGAGGGAGGGAGGAGGCGAGGAACAAGAGGUACAUGGUGGUAUCAGGGACCCCAGAGAAGAUCCUGGAGCACUUGCUGAAUGACCUGACUCUGGACGAUGACCAGGGGACAACACAGGGCAAAGAGUCAGAUACACUUCUGGAUGACUUUCUGCUGACCUACCCGGUGUUCAUGUCAACCAGUGAUUUAUGCCAAGCUCUGCUGGGACACUAUUGCAACAAGCGCUGCAGAGGGAAAGAGGACAGGAAGGAGGCACUGGAGAGGAAACGAAAAGUCCUGCACCUGGUGUCACAGUGGAUGUCUCUCUGCAAAGAUUUCCUGAGAGAAGACGAGCACGUCAAACUGUUCAUGAAGACUUUGUGUCGUUACGUGUUGGAUGAUCUGUACGAGCACCCAGCCUUAGAGACGGAUGUGAGGGAAUUGCAGAAACUCUACCAGCUGCAUCGCAGACAUACGGUGGAUGACUAUUCCCCUCAGAGAAAGGGCAAAGCACUUUUCCACCAAUUGAGUCUGAAAGAGAACGGGCUGCAGUCCAGAGGCACACAGAGGGAGACCAAGGAAGUGCUGUGUCAUGUGUACAUCACUAUGGACUCAUACCUAAGUAUGAGGGCCCAUGCUGGAGUAGUGGCGCAGGAGCUGCUGCAGGCAGUGGCAGAAAGGAUGGAUGUCCCCCAGGGGGAUCUAGUACUUGUGGCCGUGACUUAUCCUGGAGGGAGGCUCCUCCUGCAGCCUCAGGACAGAGUUUUUGCCGAUUCUUUACGGCCGGUGGGGAGGUUGCACAUAUGCAGGAACAACCCGGGAGAAGUCCUGUAUCCGUUCACAGACAACUCAGAGCUGCAACAGAGGACGGCUCGCAUGCUCAGUUUAAACACAUGGGACGUGGCUGUUGCCCUCACCAACUUUGAUUGGACCAUCUUUGACUCAAUACAUGAGCAAGAACUGGUCUACUUCACCUUCAGUCGCCAUGCUAGCAGCAGACACACCAUGGCAUUCGAGCUGCUGCUGCAACGCUGCAACGAAGUCCAGCUGUGGGUGAUGACUGAGGUGCUGCUGUGCCCAACGCUGUGCAAAAGGGUCCAACUCAUCAAGAAGUUCAUCAAGAUCGCUGCCCACUGUAAGGCACAGAGGAACCUCAACUGUUUCUUUGCCAUUAUAAUGGGCCUGAAUGCUGCAGCAGUGAGCCGCCUCAGUCACACAUGGGAGAAAAUUCCUGGGAAAUUCAAAAAGCUGUUUUCAGAGCUGGAGACAGUUACAGAUCCGUCACUGAACCACAAGGCCUACAGGGACUCCUUCAAGAAGAUGAAGGCGCCAAAGAUCCCCUUUCUUCCUCUGCUACUGAAAGAUAUCACAUUCAUUCACGAAGGCAACAAGACGUUUCAUGAUAACCUGGUGAAUUUUGAAAAGCUGCACAUGAUUGCAGACGCAGUGCGGCUCAUCCGGCAGUGUCAGAAAGAUCACAUGGGAAAUGGCAUCACCCAGAAGAGCAGCUCUGAAGUGCGAGCCUACAUUGAUUACCUUCAUAUCAUCGACAAUCAGCAGACACUGUUCGAACUGUCGCACAGGCUGGAGCCUCGUGCUUAGAGAGCAGCUCUCACUGCACUCCCCACUCUGUCAGACAGACUGUCGGAUUGCCGCGGAACAAUCUAUCGCUGUCUCAUCUAUCUCUCAGGACUCAAGUCAGAGGAACACUGCAUGAUCCCGGCCGACUGCAGGAGAGAGCCUCUCAAUCAGGAAAACUCUCGCCAGAGACAGGAAUACGCAGCAGAAGACACAUCUUAGGUUAGACUUAGGUCGGCUUGUGCUGCCUGUUGGCAAGGAAAAGCAACACCAGCAGCAAGUUGGUGCUGCAGGUGUUAACCAGUGUGUCUGGCUCUGCAGGUCCAAGCUGCUGCUGCUCGUGCUAUUACUUUACUUUCCUACAGGUGGCAGAGGUUGGCAGAGAAAGAGCUGGUGUGAAAACAACCCAACAGCUCCCCUCUGUGGUGAAUCAGCAGCCUGUAAAAACUAUUGGUUUGCAGAUGAAGUCCUUCCUAUCCAAUUAAAAGCUACAAAAAAAACAAACAAACACGGAAACAGUGUUGAGCAAGGAAGUUCAUUCCCAACAUCGAGAACAGAACACGUCACAAAAAGAUCCACUUACUAGCCUUUUCAGAGCUUUUAACACAGCUCACAUCACAUACAGUGAUGAAGAUUAUCAGAUGCAAAUUGAGUCAUGUUACAUCAUAUAUGUAUUUACAGACAAGUGGGUUGUUUCAUAAGAUUUAACCAAAGAGUAUUUCAGUCCUAUACUGCGCACACACCUCUGCUUUCUCAGUCACACAAUCCAGAUGUUCUCUCUGCCUGAUGUUGCACAUACAGUCACUUCUGAAUCAGUACCGUGUUUGUACUUGCUAAACUGAAUCAAGACAAUAGAAAAAGUGAAAACGAUUGAUUUAACCCUGUUAAAUAUUUAAAAUUUUCAUAUAUAUUGUUUUCAUGAUCUAUUUUUACAUUUGCAGAACUCACCCUACGGUUUCCUAUUGUUUAAAGCGCAGUGUAUUAGAUGAGUUGUGACACAAUUCAGAUGGUUUCAGAGCACGAAAUUAGAAACGGAAAUACAAUAUAAUGUAUUUCUUUGGUGUGUGUGUGACAAGCUGUGUGUCUCUGUGUGUGAGUUAUAAUCACGUACGUUAGUGCCAAACACCAUAAAAAAUGCCCGUUCAAAUUACUUCUAAUUGCUCAUCUUUUUAAAAGCAUUGGUGGAAGGAUCUCCACGUAGCUGAGCUGUGGACAAUCAGUGAAAUGAAACAACAGAUGCAUCCUGCUACAGCUCUAUGCUGGUCUUUAAAGUUCAGGCUAAAACACAAUACAACGCAUUUUUCCUUGUAUCAGAGGAUCAGACAUCCAGAUCAUUUUGGCUUGAUUUGUUCAGGUUUGGAAAUCGGCUUUAGCUUUUGCUUUUGUGGGACUCAGUGUACCAGAAAUUAGCAUUUGAAAAACACCGUAGCAACGACGUGUCUUUCCAGAGACAAUGACAUGGUGACUCAGCAGCCCACGAUAACCCUCCUUCUGAACAGUUUCAGUGAGAGCUGCUUUGUAGUUCGACCAAAUGUUACUCUGCUUCAUCACAGUGCUACAGCUGAACGAGCUACAGAUACUGUAGAGAAACAUUUUCUAGAGAAAAAAAAUUGUUUUUUUGUGUUUUUGGGUGAACUGUCUCUAUGAAUAAAGAGCAAUAGAAAAAUCAAAUACUGCAGCACCUUCUGGACAAAAAUAAGUUGAGAAAGAGGAAGAAAAAAACAAGCCAUUUGCUCAUGUACAAUGUGUAGUAACACCACUGUAUACAGCUGUAUAGUGUGUAGUCAUAGAAGAUACAGUAUUUACUCUCUAAAUUGGUCAGCUAAAAAUGCUCACUUCUGCCCUAAGGUUAGGCCAUUUUAAAUAGGCGUUGUGAAAUGUUGUAGAUGGAAUUUUGCAUUAUAUUCUUGAAAUAUUAUUUGUAUAUUUUUGGAUUUCAAAGUCAACAGUGAACAUGGAGCUGCUUCAGCAGUAUCUAUCUUAUUUUGAAUUUCAUUUAUAUCAUCAACAAUGUACAGUUGAUUCUAUUUAUACUGUAUAUAUAUAUGUUGAAAUUCUGGAUACGGAUAUUUAUUUAUUUCAGAAUUAUUUAUUUGUUCUAUAGAUAUUACUUUUAUUAAUUCGGUUUUUCUGUUUUUUUUGUACACACUGUUUUGGUUGGUCUGCAUGAUAUGGCAUAAACCCAUGGAUUGACCACCAGUGUCAACUGUGCAUGCAAUAAAAUAUUUUUCAUCAUCAU